GGGCUGCAGGUGCAGUUGUGGUUCAGUGUCAGUGUCAUAAUCAUAAAUUUUUGGCGAAACAUUGUGUAAUCCUCUUUCGAUUGGGUAAACAAAACCCAAUGCCAAGUGCCACGCCCACAAACACGACAAUAAUGAGGGGAUCGGGAUUGGGUAUGGAAGCAACUCAAGCAAGUGGUCACAGGUGGCUCCUCGUCUGGAUGACGGUGCUGCUCCUGGUCGUUCCACCGCAUUUGGUCGAUGGCCGUUACCUGCCGACAAGGUCGCAUGGCGACGAUUUGGACAAGUUGCGUGAACUGAUGCUGCAGAUUUUGGAGUUGAGCAAUGAGGACCCGCAGCAGCAGCAGCAGCAGCAACACCCACUGCGUCUGCACAAUGAGGCCAACGGUGGCAGUAACAACAACAACAACAACAAUCUACGUGCGUCCAACGGCAACUCAAACGCCGCCUGGCUACAAAAGUUGAGCGCAAUGGGUGCCCUGGAUGAGCUGGGCGGCGACGGUGCCCGGUUUGCACCCAACUAUGGACGUUAUUAAGCCAUCUAAGACACACCUGACGCACACACAACCUGACGACACACCCAGCAGCAGCAACAACAACAACAGCAGCAGCAACAACUGCGACAAAGGAAACUGGCAACUGGAAAGCUUGAAGUGGUGUUUUUUUUUGGGGGGGGGAGUGAAAACCAUGUUGGACAUGAGAGUGAAUCUCAACGGUAAAAAAGGGCUGUUCACAGGAUUAAAAUCCAAUUGAGACGAAGAGCAGAGUGCGUGAAAAUGGACAAAUAAAUGGAGCAAAGGAUUCUCCUCUCUUUGGGAAAUCACUUUGAAGUGCUUUUUGAACGAGUCUCGAGCGUAGAAGGACACUCUGGGAAAUCACUUUCAAAGGCUUGUGACCCUUUUUUUGACUAAACAAAACUUUAAUGACCCUUGCGAAGUCCUUGUUUAAAGGCAAAGGAUAAACACUCUGUUUGUUUUUAUAAUCUAAAAACCCUUUUAAAUUAAUUCAGUGAUUUUAUUAUUAUUUAAAUGAAAUAAAAUAGUCUUUGGUUAUAUUAUUUUCUUAGAAUUUUGGUGUAUUUUACAGUCAAUAAUGUACAACAUGGUUUCCCCUUCAAUCCCAAAAACCCAUACACACUCAAUGGUUUAUUAAAUGCAACUGGAAAAACUGAUGAAAAAAAAUAUAAAGACACGUGAAAACUGAAUAAACUAUAAAGGACAACAAAAGGCAGUUCCUAAGCUAGAACAAUAAUUUUUAAAAAACUCAUUAAAGAGAACUAACUUGUACCUAUAUGUAUAUGUACCUAUGUGUUGUAGAGCAACCCCCCGUCCCUCAAGAAAAUACAUUAAAAAAAAAAACCCUUGAAAAGUAACCCCCUUUUAAUGGUCAGCCAACAAAAAGAGAUAAAAAUAAAAACUACCAUUAAAACCGAGUCAGAGUCAAUUGUAAAUAUUUUAAAGCCCAGAAAUACAGAAAAAGAAAGAAAAAAAAUAAGAAAAAGAGACCCGAAAGCCCUCCGGAGCCCCAUGAACAAUAAUAAUAACUGGAGUUUUUAAUGGGCCCCCAAGGCCAAAGUGGGGCAUAUAUAUGAAGAUAUAUAUUUAGUAAAUGUGUUGUGUAUUUAUAAACUAUAUGUACAACUCCCAAACUAACUAACCUCCACACUAAAGUCGAGAAGAUGGCCUCCGCAAUGGCACGAAGUUUCAGAGAUAUACAGAUAUAUAUAUAUACAACUUUAUUAUAUUCGUAACUACUAUAUACACAUAUAUACUAUAUAUAUAUAUAUAAAUGUACAUCUAAUUGUUGUUAUCGUUAUUUAUACUUAUGAUUCGCCGCCGCAGCAGAAGCAAACAAUAAAGGAAAAAUCAUUUUCAAAUGCAACUAUAA
This is a messenger RNA of Drosophila kikkawai, 1884 nucleotides long. The record is from RefSeq and is a predicted model, not a curated record. NCBI's taxonomy places the organism in Eukaryota, Metazoa, Arthropoda, Insecta, Diptera, Drosophilidae.